AUGUCAGACCGUCCAUCUUCCAAACGACAUGCAUUCUUCGAACCGAACUUGGAAAUCUCCCCACAGGACAUCGAAUAUUUCGCCUCCCUCCCAUUUGCUUCGUCCUAUCUAAACAGCGCACUCUACGAGCCGGUUCCAUUCAUUACUCGAUAUAAUACAAAAGGCACCUCCAAUAAGUUCUUCAGUAAAGUGAUCAACACCGCCGAUACAAUCCCACACUUGCUGGCCCUAGUUCGAGUACCAGACUCCAAACAAAAUCAGAUUCCAAAUGAACGUGACGAUGCACGCCCAGACUUUGUGGUUUUCGUUUCUCUAGGCCCCGACCUGUGUGGAUUCCAAGAUACAGCCCACGGUGGAGUCUUGGCUGCCCUGCUCGACGAAGCUCUAGGCUUGUGUGCCGAAGCCACAGAGCUAGUGUCAAAAGGUGAUACGCGGUUAUAUACCGCUGGUCUUGAGAUUUCGUAUCGCUCCCCUGUAUAUGCACCGAGCGUCGCUAUGAUUAAAACUUGGGUCACAAAGAGGCAGGGCAGAAAGUGGUUCUUGGAAGCGCAGGUUCUUGAUCAAGAUGGCGUGGUAAAGGUAGAGGCUAAGACAUUGUAUAUUAGCUCCAGAGCUGCUGCUGCAUUAUAG
Molecule: messenger RNA, 630 nt
Organism: Aspergillus pseudotamarii
Lineage: Eukaryota; Fungi; Ascomycota; Eurotiomycetes; Eurotiales; Aspergillaceae
Product: PaaI family thioesterase
Exons: 1
Coding region: 1-630 (209 amino acids)
Source: RefSeq, a predicted model, not a curated record